AUGGGGACCGAUCCAGGACCUUCAUCCCUAUCUUCUUCCCCUCUCGCCACAUUUCCUCGCAAUGCGCCGACUCAAGUUCGUCGUCGAGGUCUCCGCUCGCGUACCAGCACCGAAGGGAUGCCCGACUGGCCUCAACGUCGUAACUCUACAUUGUCAGACUCGAUCUCGGAGGCUCGAAAUUCCAUUCGAUCUUCUACAGAUGAUUUGUUCCUUCCACGGUUGCGGAGUGAGAACCCGACAACGGAAGAAUCUCACUGGCACUCGACACCACUUGCAUUGGCUCUGCUCCCCGCCAUAGCAGGUAUCUUGUUCAAGGAUGGAAGCGCCUUUGUUACAGACGUGACAUUGUUGGUGCUGGCCGCCAUAUUCCUCAAUUGGUCUGUUCGACUGCCGUGGGACUGGUAUCGCUCAGCCCAAGCAGUACAGCAAGAACCAGAGAGCGAUGUCAAUGAACCCGUUAAGGAAGCAGAUGGCGCCGAUGAAGGCGAAUCUACGCAGCAGCGUCCAAAGAAUCUGCGAUCUGCUGGAGCUACAGCGAGCAGGGAACUAUUGAUCCAUGAACUCGCUGCCCUAGCUUCGUGCUUCAUCUUUCCCAUAAUCGGCACAUGGGUACUCCAUGCCAUCCGAUCAAGUCUAUCUCGUCCAUCAGAAGGUCUAGUUUCGAACUAUAACCUAACCAUAUUCCUCCUGGCAGCGGAAGUACGCCCCUUCGCCCAUCUUCUCAAGCUCGUACAAGCACGAACCCUUCACCUUCAGCGGAUAGUAGCCUCCUCAUCUGAAGACCACAUCGACCCUAGCAAAGUCCAAGAUCUCACAAAACGCCUCGAGGAACUAGAAGCCCACGUCGCUGAAACAGCAGCAGCUCGGCUCAAUGCAACAUCUGAAAACGAACUCACGCCAUCUCCCACACAACCAAGCGAUGCUCCAUCCAUCGUUAUACAAGCUUCGGUCGAAGCCCGCAGAGCCCUACAACCAGACAUUGAGGCACUAAACCGUGCCGUACGUCGAUAUGAAAAACGCCUCGCUUUCAGCUCCCUCCAGUGUGAUACUCGCUACCACUCACUCGAAUCACAGGCCCGUGACACCCUUGCCCUGGCCGCCGCUGCACAGCGCUCAAGUGCAUCCAAGCGCCAAAAUAAUGCCAUGGUCCUGAUUGACUGGGCCUGUGCGUGUAUUGUUGUCCCCUCCCAGUUCGCCAUCUCGCUUCUAAAUCUGCCCGGUCGGAUCACGAGCCGCUGUUUAGAUGCAGCAAAAAAUAUGAUAGGCUGGCGGCGCAAGACUGUCUCACACCCGCGAUCCAAAUCAUCGAAAGGCAAAUCUGUACAAGUGUUGCGAGGAUCUAAAACCCGGGCUCAAUUAUCCCCACCGAGGCAGAUGCAGACUCCAGUUUCCAUGGAAACUUCUCGCUCGAAUGUAUAUUAG
Messenger RNA from Penicillium taxi, 1422 nucleotides. RefSeq lists its product as uncharacterized. Lineage: Eukaryota; Fungi; Ascomycota; Eurotiomycetes; Eurotiales; Aspergillaceae. The transcript is spliced from 2 exons. The coding region runs from base 1 to 1422 and encodes 473 amino acids. The record is from RefSeq and is a predicted model, not a curated record.